CACCUCAUACCCCCUUGACUCCCUAUACUCCCGCUAGCUCUCCUCAUUCUCGUGCCAUGUCAGACGGGUAUAACCAGGAGAAGGAAGCGCGCUCGAUCGACGCGCUCAACAAAUUCGUCGGCCAGGACCCGAAUGCGAUGUAUACGUUUGACGCGCCGGCGGGUGUACCGAGGGCGGAGCUCUGUAGGGGGAAGAAUUGUGUGACGCUGGACUUGUAUUCGACGAAGAUGUUUGAGUGUAUGCAGAAGCUCGGAUUCUACUGCGCGCUCCCCAUGGACCCAGGCCGAACGCACAUGGAGUGCCGACCACUGCCAAAGUGACGGUCCUACCCAAACUCCAUAAUUUAUUGUACUAUGGACUAGGAACAUCAACGCAACGACCUCUCAGGCACGAGUAGGAAGGAAAUGUAACUGCAAUGUACAAGGAAUCCAACACCAUGCAUCCUCA
Molecule: messenger RNA, 447 nt
Organism: Schizophyllum commune H4-8
Lineage: Eukaryota; Fungi; Basidiomycota; Agaricomycetes; Agaricales; Schizophyllaceae
Exons: 4
Coding region: 57-320 (87 amino acids)
Source: RefSeq, a predicted model, not a curated record